Messenger RNA from Acanthoscelides obtectus, 213 nucleotides. NCBI's taxonomy places the organism in Eukaryota, Metazoa, Arthropoda, Insecta, Coleoptera, Chrysomelidae. The record is from the annotation of a GenBank genome assembly.
GAUGGAUUGUACUCUGCAAGUGAACAUGUGACGUCUCUUACUUUUCUAAGAAAUCGUGAAUAUUAUGUACAACGUUUCUGUCAAGUUUAAAUAUGACGCCAAGCAGAUUAACUCUCUACUUUCCAAUUCUGCCGUCAAUCAGAUUAUGUUCGCUUUAUUUCCAAACCUAACACCUGAAGAUGAUUAAGAAAACUGCCAAAGCAAGUUGCAUGA